AUGCCUUCUUCUCGAUCAGGACGCUACGUCUACGAAGGACCGCCGUCUAGGAUCGUCACCAGAAUCGGACCGACCAUCGCCUUGUUGCUCAUUCUACUUGAGAAUCGUCGUGCGACCUGUUUAAUGAGCAACUCCGUGGACGAUUGGGUGAGCGGGAAUGCCGUGGUCUGCAACGGUAUUCCAGGCCUGACUAAGGAGCAAAAAGAUCUAUGCCACAGAAGCCCGGACGUGACGGUGGCCGCGAUCAAAGGUCUGCAAAUAGCUAUAUCCGAGUGCCAGCAUCAGUUCAUGUGGCACAGGUGGAACUGUUCGUCCCUGAAGCCAAGCAGUAGAACACAGCAGAGCAGCGUUCUUCUUCAGCGAGGUUACAGAGAGACCGCGUUCGCGUUCGCGAUUUCAGCGGCUGGGGUGGCGCACAACGUGGCCCGGGCGUGCAGCAUGGGUCGGCUACUCUCCUGUGGAUGCGACCCGUCCAGCUACAAGGGUAAACCACCUGCCAAGGCCAGGGGCACCCAAUGGAAGUGGGGCGGCUGCUCUCACAACCUCGACUACGGCAUGGAGUUCUCGAGACAGUUCCUAGACACGCGCGAGAGGGCCGGGGAUAUACAGUCGACGGUCAAUCUCCACAACAAUCAAGCUGGCCGCUUGGCAGUGGCGAGCAACAUGCAAGUGCGCUGCAAAUGCCACGGUAUGUCCGGUUCCUGCGAGCUGAAGACCUGCUGGAAGGUGGCCCCGGACUUCCGUGUGGUCGGCAAAACGCUGAAGGAUCGUUUCCGGAAGGCGGUGCUGGUCGCGCAGAGCAACAACAUGGGUAGCGUGACGCCGUUGAGCCGAGCGAGAGGUUCGCGAAGAAGAAGGCCCGAUCGACAGAGACAGAGGAAGCAUCGCGAGGGUGGCGCCGCGGGAAACGGUGGUGGUCGUAAAAGAAGGCCCAGGGACCUCGCCAAGCAGCUGUUCUAUUACCAAAAGUCCCCGAACUUUUGCGAGAGGGAUCCCACCGCGGACAUCCCUGGCACCGCGGGUCGUAGAUGCAACAAGACCAGCUCCGGCGGGGACGGUUGCGGUAGCUUGUGCUGCGGCCGUGGAUACAACGUGGUGAGACAACGCCGUGUCGAACGGUGCAGGUGCAAGUUUCAUUGGUGUUGCUUCGUGCAAUGCCAAAAUUGCACGGUGGAAGAGUGGAUCACCGUUUGCAAGUGA
This is a messenger RNA of Dufourea novaeangliae, 1200 nucleotides long. RefSeq names its product protein Wnt-10b-like (gene Wnt10). Gene Ontology annotation, molecular function: cytokine activity; frizzled binding. Bases 1 to 1200 code for a protein of 399 amino acids. The transcript is spliced from 4 exons. Lineage: Eukaryota; Metazoa; Arthropoda; Insecta; Hymenoptera; Halictidae. Gene Ontology annotation, cellular component: extracellular region. Gene Ontology annotation, biological process: cell fate commitment; canonical Wnt signaling pathway; neuron differentiation. The record is from RefSeq and is a predicted model, not a curated record.